ACUCUCUUCAUGUGGUGAAAGGUUUCCCAGUGCGUGCGUCAAAGCGCUACAGAUACCAUUAAUGACCGCUAUCAGCGUGAAUAUCCUGUUUUAUGUAAGAGUGGGCUAUCUGUUUACAAAAGAACCUGUCUCCUCGUUCAGAGGUGAGUCUCCUCAGCACCUCCGCGGCGCUGCUCCUGUGCGUCCUUUUACAUCUCCGCGCCCUCCAACUGGAGACAGUCACGGCGCGCACCACGCCAGGAGCGCAUCGGAGCAUUGCCUUGUCCUUUUUGUCUCGAGCUCUGCGCAACACAUUAUGGGAUUGCUAAGAAAAAGAUCUAAACUAUCGAGAGUCAUGACUCCUCGAAACCAGUGAAAUUGUUCUGAUGAAUUCCUAAAGGAGAAGAAAAAAAUGACACAUAAGCUCUGAAGAAGUGGCGCAUAUUUUGACUGGUGCGAUUAAACCCAGCUACAGGUGGGAUGCCGUAAUCAGUUUUGGACAGGGAGAGAUCAUGGAGCCCUGGAUGUUCCCAUCAUCCCCACCAAACCUAACGGAGCACCUUUUGUAUGACAGCUUCAUGCAGGGGAAUGAGUCCAGCAUUAAUGGAAGCUACAUAGACCACAGCUUCAACCAAACCAGCACUGUGGUCAUCACAUGUAUGUACUUUCUAGUUUGCGCUGUGGGACUUUGUGGGAACGCUUUGGUCAUCUACGUUAUCCUGCGCUAUGCCAAGAUGAAGACAGUCACCAACAUCUAUAUUCUCAAUCUGGCGGUAGCAGAUGUGCUCUUUAUGCUCGGACUGCCAUUCAUUGCCAUCCAGCUGGCACUAGUUCACUGGCCCUUUGGGCCUGUGCUCUGCAGGGUCGUUAUGACUGUGGACUCCCUGAACCAGUUCACGUCCAUCUUCUGCCUUAUGGUAAUGAGCAUUGACCGCUACUUGGCAGUGGUGCAUCCCAUAAAGUCCACAAAGUGGCGAAAACCACGCAUCGCUAAAACUAUUAAUUUAGCCGUAUGGGUAGUUUCACUGUUAGUCAAUCUGCCCAUCGUUAUCUACAGUGGUGUGAUUACAAAGCACAAUGGCUGCUUCUGCACCAUUGUGUGGCCAGAACCUCAAGAGACCUACUACACAGUCUUCAUGUUCUACACCUUCAUUCUGGGCUUCUUCCUUCCCCUAAUGGUCAUCUGCCUCUGCUACCUGCUCAUCAUCAUCAAGGUAAAGUCUUCAGGCAUCCGAGUAGGCUCCUCCAAAAGGAAGCGAUCAGAACGCAAGGUCACCCGGAUGGUUUCCAUUGUUGUGGCUGUGUUUGUGUUCUGCUGGCUGCCUUUCUACGUUUUCAAUGUCACCUCGGUGACAGGCAGCAUCAGCACCACCCCCAUCCUGAGGAGCACCUUUGCCUUCGUGGUGGUUCUAGGAUACGCCAACAGCUGUGCCAACCCAAUCCUCUAUGCCUUCUUAUCAGAGAACUUCAAGAAGAGCUUCCAGAAUGUUCUCUGUCUUAAGAAGGUAGGAGGGCUGGAUGAGGUUGAUCGCAGUGACAGUCGGCAGGACAAAUCUCGCAUGAUGAAUGACCCAACAGAGACCCAGAGUACUUUGCUCAAUGGUGACCUGCAGACCAGCAUCUAGCAAGUUUUACCAGCCUAUUUUAGAUCUCCUCUGAAAGACCUGAAUUAUUAGGCAUCAUUAAACUGAAAAAUACAAGGCACCAUAUGAGUUGGGCUUCUCAGCAUUAUAGAGAACCUAGACAAAAAAUCACAGGUUCAUACAAAUCUCCUUAGUAAGCUAUAAGAGAGUUCUUCAUGAAGGAGGCCUGAGGGAAUAUAACAAGCAGUGACACCUACUUGGCAAAUGGUCCCCUGGGUGACAUGGAUUUUCCCUGGAGACUCAGUAUUAUAUAUGUUGUUUACAACAGAGGACCUGCAUCAAGUUUCCCAGCAAUGUUUGAAAAUUACAAUGGAACAACACAGGGCUGUGAAGAACAUAUAGUUGUUAGAGCUGCCAGUUAUGAUUCCCUGGGAAGUAAAUAUUUAUGUAAAUAACUGUGCAUAUAAUGGACAAGACAUAAAGAUUGUUUAAAAAACGGACCAAUAUUGUCAUGCAGCUUAUAAUUAACCCUAGACUAGCAGUGUUUAAUGUGAAACAUCCUUCUGUAGCAGAAUGUAAUGAACUUCAGUGAUCUUGUGUUGAUUCUCUUUUUUUCUGUGGGGUAGUUCACUUGUGAUAUACCAAAUGUAAAUGUGAGUAACUUUUGUUCCAUGCAUUAUUGAGGCAAUAGCCCAAUAAAGCUGCAGCUCCGACAACAUACAUCACAGUGUUAAGAUAGAGAGAUUUUCUUGCUGGUGUUCAUUAUACUAACUUUCUGUGUAUUAAGAGUUUCACAUCACUGCUUGUGUAUAAGUAAAUGUAUUACAGGACAGUUUGACCACACAUGUUACCUCUUUUUCAAAAAUGUUGGAUUAUGUGACUCUAAAUUAUUCAGUAUGAACCCUGGGUUGUUUUGUGUGUUUGUGUUAUGCUAGCAUAUGAAACCUGUCCAGAUACUGUUUCAUGGAUGAGGAUUGUACUCGUCUUUGCUGUGCACCCAUCUGUCAGGGGUUGCUUGAGCUUUAGAGGUUGCUGUGCAUCGUUUUUAAAAGAAAAAAAAAAAGCAUUGAUGUUGUGAAAUGCAAUGGCUCACUUAAGAAAAGACAAACAUAAUUUAACUUUUUAGUGCCAUUUGAGAGACAGCAAUCUCUCUGUCGCUGAGUAAGUGAGCGAUGUGAAUUUGUGAAGGGCUAGAACACUUAUCUUCAAGAGGUUGUAGUGUUCCUUUAUCAUCACAGUCAUCAUAGUGCAGUUUCUCAACAAAGUCCACACAUCACCUUGACAGCCUGUCUGAAUCAACAGCCAGAUUGCCGUCUUUACAAAGUAUUUUCAGCAGAAGUAGAGUUUCCUCUUCUCUACAUUUGUUACACAUAAAAAAGUUAAAUUACAUUUCAUUGAUCUUCAUCACAUCACUAUGGAUUGUGCUAACAGCAUUUCACCUAUUUUGUUAUGCGUUACGGUGAGGAUAUCUCGAAUAUGUGUCAACUAUGUAUUGUACACAAUUAAUGCAAUCAUUGUCACAUUGUGACACAUGUGGUACUUUUGCCCAAAAUAAUGAGUUUUGCUAGCAUGCUAGCUAGAGGGCUAAUAAGCAGACUUCAAUGACUAUCUUUGAGUAGUGUUUUCAUGUUUACCAUUUUUUCCCACUAUAGAGCACAAGUAAUCACAAUGUAAUUAAAGUAGUUUAGAGUCUAAAUACAUCAUAAUGCAUUGGUGACAACCAAAGUUACAACUAAAAUAACUUGUUUUAGUUUUGAUAUUAUAAAUGUUUUUUUUUUUUACUUAGCCAAAGCUAUACUUUGUAAAUUAUAAUGAAAAUGUAUAAUAAAACUACACAUAAAAUUUUGUGAAGACUUUAAAAAAUAUCAAAAAAUUGUUGUAAAUCACAUAGUAUUCAGUUAUAUUUUAACUAAGUGAAUUUUGUUGGCAAAAAUGGUACACGUAAAAAAAGAAAUCGACUUUUAGAAUUAAAUAAAAAUAUUGAACUAGUUACAUCUUUGUACAAGAAUGUGGCCCCUUGGGUUAGUUUUGGUUCCCUACACGCGUUUGUUUUACACAUGCAAAUUGCAUUAUUCAGAGUCCUGCAACUUUUAGAUGUCUCUACUUCAGCACACCUGACUCCAAAAUAAACUCAUUAGUAGAGCUCAGUAUAUAUUACACAAUCUACCUGUUGCAUUGUGGAUCUAGUUUUAAUCAUUUUUACCAACAUUAAAAAAGCUUUUACCUCUUGUGUUGAAUUGUUCUACUGUUGUGAGCCGAGUUAAUUAUACAUUCAUUGGUAAGUUAAACAUUAUGCAUGUAGAAGCUGCAAAGAUAUCUGAAGAAAAAGAAAAUUGCCUUUACUAUGACCACAAUGUAAAGAAAAACUAUUCAACCAGAAAAUUUUGUCUAUUCUGUUAAUGGGUGGUACAAACUGUAAAGCAGUAAAAAUGGUUUGCAUCACAGUAGCAGAUUAACUAGUGGUAUUAGCUCUUCAUGCCUUCUUCUUGCAGUGCUAAUGAAUAGACAUUUCAGACAUUUUUCUUUAAGAUGCAUUAUGUAGCCAAUUUUUUUUUGUCCUACUCAGUGUAGUUAUCAUGGCAACUGUUUCUGUAUCGAGUUUGUAUAACCCUGAUUUUGUUUCUCAAGCUUCUGCUUAUUUAUAAUAAAACAAGGUUGAACCAA
Molecule: messenger RNA, 4226 nt
Organism: Xiphophorus hellerii (green swordtail)
Lineage: Eukaryota; Metazoa; Chordata; Actinopteri; Cyprinodontiformes; Poeciliidae
Product: somatostatin receptor type 2-like
Exons: 2
Coding region: 492-1604 (370 amino acids)
Biological process (GO): cellular response to estradiol stimulus; neuropeptide signaling pathway; cellular response to glucocorticoid stimulus
Cellular component (GO): neuron projection; plasma membrane
Molecular function (GO): somatostatin receptor activity; neuropeptide binding
Source: RefSeq, a predicted model, not a curated record